Messenger RNA from Daldinia caldariorum, 1430 nucleotides. Its product is annotated as Swi3-domain-containing protein. Bases 157 to 1248 code for a protein of 363 amino acids. Gene Ontology annotation, cellular component: replication fork protection complex; nucleus. Gene Ontology annotation, molecular function: DNA binding. NCBI's taxonomy places the organism in Eukaryota, Fungi, Ascomycota, Sordariomycetes, Xylariales, Hypoxylaceae. Gene Ontology annotation, biological process: DNA damage response; replication fork arrest; replication fork processing. The transcript has 4 exons. The record is from RefSeq and is a predicted model, not a curated record.
UCAUGAUUGAUUAUUUAAGCGGGGUAAAUCCACUUAGGUCCAUAUUCGUAGGAGGCCCCACGUCAAAUCGCGUCUUCUAGUUAUGCGACGCGUCUUACCGGCUUGCUUCUAUCACUUACAAAAUCGCAACUUCACCUACCAGUCCAUACUAUAAAAAUGGCGUCAAAAGGUGCACAGAAGUCAUCUUCGACACUGAAAAGACCAUUAAAUACGGAUAUAGACAAUUACGACGUCGAUGACGACCCUUUUGCAGAAUCCGGGAACGAAGCUCCUGGCAAUGAUACCGCGCGGUCUAAGAAACGCAAAGAUGCUACCGGUCUGGGAAUUGACGAAGAAGUAGCCAUUCAGAAGAAAGUCAGAGCACCAAUUGUUAAAUUAGAUGAAAGCAGACUCUUAUCCGAGAAAGGCAUUCCGAGAUUACGAAGAAAAGCCCGAGAUUUGAAGUUCAAAGGCAAGGGACAUGAAUUCUCCGACGCCGCUAGGCUUCUCUCAUUCUAUCAGUUAUGGUUCGACGACUUAUUUCCCAAAGCCAAGUUUUUGGAUGCCGCAGCCAUGGCAGAAAAAGCAGGCCACAAGAAAUAUAUGCGCAUGAAGCGUAUGGAGUGGAUCGAGGAAGGGAAACCUAAGCCAGCUGGGCUCGACGACAAUGACCUUUUUGGCGAAUUGCACGAUCAACCCGAAGAGCGCGCACCCGCAGUAUUUCCUGCUAGGAUUGCUCCCAUAUUUGAGGACCGGGGAGGUGAAAAGGCGCAGACACCUAUGCGGGACGAUGUACCCGAUGACGAUGACGAUAUAUACGGCGCCACGCCACGAGCACCGAGAAUAACACAGCCUACUAGUAAACCGGUAUCUGGAAACGGUGACGUGCCCGACGAAGACGACUUAGACGCUCUGAUGGCUGAAGAAGAAGCACAACACACGAAACCUACCUCUAUAUUCGGCAAUGGUGCUAGUAAACCAAGCCAACCAAGAGACGAGCCAGAUGAGGAUGACUUAGAUGCACUUAUGGCCGAGGCCGAAGCUUACCAAGAACCUCCAAAGCAAACCUCUAAUCCGGAAACCAAAUCGGCACAGCCCAGCUUGGAUAAUGAUGAAGACGAUUUAGACGCGUUAAUGGCAGAAGCGGAAGCUCAGGGACAGGAGAAGAAACCUGUAGGGGUAACGGUGAAAGAGACAAAGAAGAUAGAUGACAAAGUAGCAGAUGCAGAUGAAGAGGAAGCCAUGGCAGAGAUGGAUGGAUUAUGGUAAGGAUACUAGUAAAAUCCGCCCGGUUGGGUAUGAGUUAUCGUAUAAUGAUGCAUGCAAGGGGCGUUUAGGCUGCGUUUUAUACCUUGGGCACGUUAACGAGUGUAAAUAAUUUGACGGUAUAAAUUCAUAAGAUGGAUUAUCCUGUAGUUAUUUAUAAUUUAUACACGACUUCUUGAUUUGGA